Messenger RNA from Magnusiomyces paraingens, 7578 nucleotides. RefSeq lists its product as uncharacterized. The transcript has a single exon. The record is from RefSeq and is a predicted model, not a curated record. Lineage: Eukaryota; Fungi; Ascomycota; Dipodascomycetes; Dipodascales; Dipodascaceae. Bases 1 to 7578 code for a protein of 2525 amino acids.
AUGAAAGUUCUCGUCUGUUGCACCAUAGGUACCCUCAUUAUGGGUGGUGCGGCUCUGUCGCUGGCCUUACAGCCACUCUACACAAACACAACCCUUCCAGCCUUACCAUCAUCAUCAUCAUCUUCUUCUCUCAUUGAAGUGAGCCAGAGAUCCAUUGUUGACGACGCUUCCUCUGACCUCUCAUACUCUUACCAAAGUACCUUGCUGGCAAGUGCUUUUACUGAGACUUCAAAUACUUUAUUAUCAGAAGAAUCUCUCAUAAAUGUUUCAUAUGUCGAUACAAACACCCCCAACUUCUCUACAGACACUUCCACUCAAACCCAAGCUUCCCCAACCCUUUCAACUGAAUCUGCAACCCCAUGCAUCUCAGUCGACCCAUCCCAAGUCUCUACUAAAGGCUGCGGUGUUUCAUGUCCUUCUGCACUCUAUGCUGUAGCCAUCAAUGGCAAUUCUUGCAGCAGCCUUUACAUCAACUUCCAAAACACUCUCAACUACUGUCUCAUGUGCGGUGCUGUUUAUGCUAGCUACGCUUCUUUCAUCGACUCCACAAGCCUUCAAAAAUACAUUGACUGUGGAAUCCAGCCUUCCUCCUACUGCUCCCUCCCUUCCCCUUCAUCAACAACUACAUCACAGGGCUUGGCCGGAUGGAUUUUCAGAAAAAACGCUGAUCUUGACGUAAACGAGCUCUUAUCGGAGCCCUUUGAACCUCAUUUGCUCAGUAUUAGCAGCAUUUCAACCUCUUCUUUUCAUCCUACGAUUUUACAAGGUCGUGCGGCUACUACUGUUUCUGCAACGGAUGUCUCAGAAACUUGGGGCUCGAGUGCCACCUGCACUCCAACACAUGUCUCCACGAGAUCGGCAAGCAUCUCAUCACCAUCAACUGCAACUUACUUUACCACUUUUCCAAACAUGUGGUUGCCGUCAAGUGAGAUCGGGGAACUUAAAUCUGAUAGUGGGCUUUAUGUCCGACCAUUGAGAUUCGUACGAAGGACUUAUACUAACAUGUCUUUGGAGGCCAACGAGAUUUCCGAAUCAGAUUCUGACUUAGAGUUUGUUGAACUAUCUGAGCUUUCUGAGUCUUUCUCACAUUUUUCUGAGUCGAUUGGCUUUUCAUCUGAUUUGUCCUCCUUCUCCGACCCAGAGGUUUUUGUUGAGGCUACAGAGACUUUCACAGUUUCAUGCUCUCUUUGCAAAACAACUACUGUGACCUUUUCGGGGUCCACUACCUACACAGUUUCUACUGGAACAACCACAACUACGGUUGUCGAACCUUGUCUGAGCACUUAUACAGUCAUUGAAACUCCGGUUUCGACGAACGGAGAAAGUAUUAUUUUUUCUACCACCACUUUAGGAAGCACUCUGUCGACCUCUGCUGAACCGCUUUUAGAGUCAAGCUCCCAAUUAACUGACUAUGAUUCUUUUUUAGAGUCUUUAGAGACCUCACAGUUUUCAGAGACUUUGGAGUCGUUUUUACAACAUUCUGGGUCCUUUUCUUUGAUCAACAAUGAAUUGACUUUUGAGUCUUCAUUUGAUUCUUUAUCUGAAUCUAUUUUGGAAUCAAAUGAUCUUUCAAUUGUGUAUUCUUCUUCUUCUUUUUCAUCUAUAGAAUCUUCAGAGUCUUCAGAGUCUUCAGAAUCUUCAGAGUUUUCAGAGUCUUCAGAGUCUCUAGAGUCGUCAGGUUUCUCUGCUUUUGUGACUGGCUCAGACUUUUCUACUUUAUUCAUCGAUUCUAUUGAAUCUGUUUCUUCAAUUAACCCCACAGAUUCUUCAGAGUCUAAUUUCAUCUACUCGUUACCAUCCGACUCUUUAGAAACUUCUGAAUACCAUUCUUCAAUUUCUUUGUCUGCUACAGAUGAACUAGUCAACAUUUUUGUUCAAUCUUGUUUAGAAUGCAGAACAUCCACUUUCACUUCUACGAGCUCCACUACAAAAACCGUCACCACAGGGACUACAACCAUCACAGUUACUGAACCUUGUGAAAUUACUUUUACAGUAAUAGAGACUCCUGUAACUACUAGCGGAACUAGCACACUGUUUUUCACAACUACAUUGGAAACUUCUUCUUCUUUCUCUGAAUCUUUAACCGAGUUUUCGAGUAAAUCUUCUUUCUGGUCUUCUUUAGGGCUCUUGACAGAGUUUUUAUCUAAGUCCUCAUCCGAACUUUCUACUGAGUUUUCAGCAGAUUCUUUAGCAGAUUCUUCCUCAGAAUCAUUGGAAGGGAUUACAGUUGACUCUUCAAAGUCUUUAGAGUCUGCUCUUGUACCAACUGAAUCUGUUACCAAAAUUUCAGAAACUCUCUUUGGGUCUUUUUCUAGUCAUUCUCUUGAACCUCUAACCGAGUCUACUGAAUUUCCUUCCGAGAUUUCUUUGGAAUCAAAGUCAACUGAGUCAACUGAGUCUAAUGAGUCUACUGAGUCAACUGAGUCUACUGAGUCUACUGAGUCUACUGAGUCUACAAAAUAUACAGAGAUUUUAUCAGAAUUUUUAUAUGAAUCUUCAAAAUCUUUAGAAUCUUUUUCAGAGUUUUCAGACAGCUCUACAAACUUUUUUGAGUCUGGAAAGAUUUCUGCAGAAUCUUUUUCUUUAAUUGAAUAUUCUGUCGAGUCUUCUGUCGAGUCUUCUGUCGAGUCUUCUGUCGAGUCUUCUGUCGAGUCUUCUGUCGAGUCUUCUGUCGAGUCUUCUGUCGAGUCUUCUGUCAAGUCUUCUGUCGAGUCUUCUGUCGAGUCUUCUGUCGAGUCUUCUGUCGAAUCUUCUGUCGAAUCUUCAGUUGAGUCAUUAAGUACUUUUUCAACUACUCAAUUUCCCCUCAACUUGUUUGCAGUUUUAAAAGUCAGUCCGGCUUGCUCAGCUUGCAAAACAACAACUGUUACUUCUUCUGGUUCCACCACUAAAACCGUCACCACAGGCACGACAACAAUUACCAUUGUUGAACCAUGUGAAAACACAUUCACGGUCGUUGAGACCCCAGUAACCACAAGUGGAUCUAGCACUAUAUUUCAAACAAGUACUUUGUCUACUUUUAUUGAGGUUUUUUCGGGGGAUUUUUCCAUUGAUUCUUUUGCUGGAGAAUCUACACUACCGUAUUUAUACUCUUCGCAUGAAGCUUCCUCUUCAUUUUCUACAUACAUUUUGGAUUCUUCGGAUUCCACGGAAGCCACCACCACUUCCUUCUAUUUUCCCGAUUCUUUUGAGGUUUCUUCUUCAUACACUACCGAAUCCUCUUUGGUGCUUGCUUCCUUAUCUGACUUUCCUGAAUCAUUUCCCACCACAGAAUUUACUAAUUCGGCAGAUAUUAGUUUCUCAUCUGAGACCAUCAACACUUCUGCUUCGGUUCCAACAGAGUCUAAUGCAUUUGGCGAGACCAGUGUAUCGAUUUCCAGCACCAGUUCGGAUGAUUUAGUUGUUUCCUUUUUUGACUACAGCACUCAAACCUCACCCGAUUUUUUCAUUCAAACUGUUGAAGUAACUGAAUUUUGCACCGUCUGCAAAACACACAUUGUCACCUCUUCCGGGUCAACAACUUAUACUAUCACAACUGAUACUUCUACCACGACUAUUAUUGAACCGUGCGAAAGCACCUUUACUGUCGUUGAGACCCCUAUUGGUACAAGCGGAACCAGUACAAUUUUUUCAACACGAACCCUGUCAACUGAGCCUACGUCAAGCGCAUUUUUUGGAACAGUUGCGUCUAUUGGAUCUGCUUCCAUCAAACUUUCUGAAUCUUCAAAUGCUUAUUCUUCAUCCAGUUCUCUUGCGUCUUUCACACCUUCAUCUGUUGGAUCAUCUGCAUCUAUUAAAUUAAAUUCGUUACCUCCUGCGUCUGUUGUAAACCCCACGAACACGUCUCCUGCAUCUACCAAAACCGUGGAGUUUUUCCCUUCUUCAAGCACUUGGACAGGCUCCUGGGAAAGUACCAAGACUGUCAUAUCUACGAUCUUAGUUACAAGCGGUACCAACUCUGCGACUUCAACGUCGACGAUCCUCGUUACCUUAACCACCCCGGUGCCUUAUUCUCUCUUGCAGGAGUCAGCUGGUUGCACUAAGUGCAAGACAAGUGUUAUUAGUACGACUGGGAUCACGACUUUUACUAAAACUUCCGGCACAUUCACACUCACCGUUACUGAGUCAUGUGAGAGUGAAUUGACGAUAGUUGAAACCCCGGUUUCGGUUAGUGGAACAAGUACGAUUUUUUCCACCUUUACAUACUCAGCGCCUAUUCAUGAGAGCACCGGCACCGGCACCAGCACCGGCACCGGCACCGGCACCAGCACCAGCACUACCACAGCCCCUGAGUCUUUGACGUUGUGCACUGCUUGUUCAACAAAAGUUGUGACUACUACUAGUUUAACAACUUAUACUAGUACGAGUGGGACCACUACUGUGACUGUAACUGAGCCAUGUGAAGAAAUUUUGACAAUUGUCGAGACACCGGUUUACACUAGUAGUGGUAGCACUAUUUUCUCUACCACUACGGUUUCUUCGAUUCAAGCGGCCAAGAUAUCCAGUCUGGCGAAUCCCAAUAGCGUAUUCUCAACGACUACCCCGCUCUCUACUCCGGUUACGAGUAUAACCACUGGUGUGGUUCUGACUAGUGAGACAUGCAUAUCUUGCUCAACCGAGCAAAAGCCAAAUUUGUCUAGCAAGAGUGAAGUCACUGAGACAGUCACUGAGACCUGCAGCAGUUGCUUGACGCGCUUUGUGACAGUUUCAAGCACUACAACGUAUAUCACGACGAGCGGGACGCAUACAGUGACGGUGACGGAGCCUUGUGAGAGCGUGUUCACUGUUGUUGAGACACCUGUUACUAGCAGUGAACGGACCAGUAUUUUAACACGAACUAUUUUGUCAUCAUCGGCAAUAAUACCAAUCUUGCCAACAACAGCAACUCAUGCAAUUACCAGAUCGGUCAGUGUGCUGGGCAGCGCAAGCGCUUCGUUGUCUAAACUGGAGUCUGAGAUUGUUAGCUCACAUUCCACAUCCGGGCCUGGAGAUUCUGUGCAUUUUACAGAGACAAAGAUAAAGCAGACGGAGACGGAGACGUUUAAGGAAUGUAAGGAAUGCUUGACAGGAGUGAUGACAACUACUGGGGUAACAACCUACACCAAAACACGCGGGACAGAGACAAUAACAGUAACUGAGCCAUGUUCUGGAGUUGUGACAGUAGUAAGCGUACCGAUUUUGUCGAGUGGCUCGAAGGUAUAUUCGAUCUCGACGCUGGUGUCUGUUUCAAGCGUAGGGGCUUCGCUGUACCCUUCAACAUUGUCGGAGUUGCGCCCGACAGCAGUCUCAUCUUUAUUCUCUUCAACGGCGAGCCAAACGUGCACGACGUGCACCCAUGUGACGGUACCCAGCUCUUCAGGGGUUUCUGCAACAGCACAUGAAACUUUAACGGUGACGAAGCCCACGACCACUCACACGGUGACUGUGACCAGGUGGAGCAACAGUAAUGCAUCGGAGAAGUCAGAAAGUGACAGCAGUAGUUUUGACUGGGCGGUGUUGACAACAAGUGUAACUAAACAUUGCGCGGAGUGUAUUACGAGCCGCAUGACGGUAUCUAGUUUUAAGAUGUUUACAAGCACGAGCGGGUCUCAGACUUUAACCAUCACCACGCCCAGCGAGGUGGUUUUGACGGUUGUUAGCACACCAAUUACUGGGAAUCCCACGGCUACGACUACAGUCACGUCUAGUUUUGGUAGUUCCACUUCAGCCACUACCACUACCUCGAGCAGCUCUUUCACAAUUACAUUAUCAUCAUUCUCUUGGACUUCACCAAUUAUCAUUUCUUCUACAUCCACCAGGUCUUCACCUCUGUCCUCAGCACAUUCGGCCAUUGUCUCCACCCAGGUUCCUACAGUCACAGAGAGUUGCACGGGGUGCAUUUCCAGCCAUGUGACGGGGUCGAGUUUUUCCACUUUGACAAUGACGAGUGGGUCACAAGAUUUGACACUUUUUAACCCUAGUGAGAGUGUGUGGACGGAGGUUAGUAUUCCAGUUAAUCAUUCUUUUUCUUCUAAAGGUGUUACAAUUUACUCAGUGACGACUGAAGACCAUUCUGAGAAGUUUUCUUCUUCUAUACCCAUACUGCCAUCAUCUUCCAAUGGACAAUCGACUAGACCCUUUACUAUUUAUUCCGCAAUCACAAAUUCUGAAAGUUCUUCUUUUGUUGUUUCCACUGUGACUGAGCAUUGCACGGCUUGUAUAACAAGCCUUGCGACAGUAUCUAGCUGUUUUUCUACACUUACAACAACCAGUGGAUCCAAGACCGCGAUAAUUACUGAACCCUGCGAAAGUGUUUUGACUGUGGUUAAUACACCUAUUACUUCCAAUGACUACACUACUGUUUAUUCAGCAAUUACAGUUUCUGCAAGCAGCUCCUUGCCCAGAGAAUCAAAAAGUUUGUCGACUUCAGUUUCAACUUCUAAUACUAUUGAUGGCAAGCAUAGUAGUCCAAUUACUGAGAGCAGUGCAUCUAGUAUUUCUAUGGGCUCUUCAUUUUCCCGCAGUCACUCAACUUUCAUUGAAAGUUCUUCUUUUGUUUUCGUUGUCUCCACAACAUCCACGCCAGUAAUAACAAUAAGUCUAGUCUCCACAGAUGAUUGCACGGCUUGCAGCCAUGUGACGACAUCUGUGUCGAGCUCUUCUAUCAAAUUUACAACAACAACAUCAACAACAACCAGCGGAUCCCAGACUGAGACAAUUGCCCAGCCCAGUAAAACUUCAACGACGUUGGGGUUGACGGUAGACAGCACUGCAGCAGUUUCAAGUAAAUAUAGCAAUACUGUUUACUCGGCAACCGAAAGUUCUUUGACAGAGUUCUCGAGCCUCUUUUCAUUGUCAUCAUUGUCUCCUUCCAAGCCACUUAGUUUUCCAGUUAGCGGUAUUGUUAAUCAUUCUACCGAAAUUUCAGUUUCCACGGUGACAGCUAAGUGCACAGAUUGCAAUUCUGUAAUUGAGACAACGACAGCGACUUUGAUGAGAAAAGAGUCGAGUUUAUCUACCAUCAUUACGAAAACAGCAACAGCAACUAUGACGACGACGACGAUAAGUAGCUUCAAGAGUGAAAGAAUCAGCACCCCUAUAGAAACUGGAUGGAAUAUUUUCAAUGAUAAUGGAAGCAGUAGCAGUAGCAGUAGCAGUAGCAGUAGCAGCAGCAACAAACACUCGUGUACGAGCUGUGAUAUAAGUCUUGUGACAGGAUCUAGUUCUUUAUUGGGAUCUGAGCAACCAAGUAAGACUAUUACUAGUCUUUCUAGUACGGGUUUGACAGUUGCAAAUACUCCAAGUAUUACAAUUACUACUACUAGCAGUAGCAGUAGCAGUUUAGACCUUUCUCAUUUAUCAUUAAUCACUGGGACGAGUAGUUUGACUUCUUUGAGUAGCAUUGAUAACAUUAUCAGCACAACGUUAUCGCUGGAGGGUUUUUCAAGUCAAGUUGAUAGCGGGCCUUCUUCAUCGGUACCUGUUUUAGUUGAACAAACUAAUGGAGCUAAUUCUAUGGUUGUUAAAGGCGGGGGUAUUGGUAAAGUUUUAAUUUAUAGUACUGGAGUCAUUUUCUAUGUGGUUAUUGGCCUUUUUUAA